AUGGCCAAUGCGACGAAUGCCGUGACUUCCAAUUUGCCUUUGAAUACAAAUCAUAAGGAUUUUUGGGGAUUCCCUUAUGAGCAGAACUUGAGCAAUCCGUUUUCGCAAUAUGUAAGUCGUAUACACAUGUUAUGUAAAUAUUAUGGUCACUAGAUAAUUUCUCUUUUUUUUAUUUCCAGCUCUAUGAUACAUAUUACGGUAAAGGAGUCCAGAUAAAUAUUUUGAUUCCCUCCAUUUUGUACUUCACCCUUAUGUGGGGAAGUUACUUUGGCAAUUCCCUAAUAAUUAUUGCCACCAUCUCCAAUAAGAACCUUCAUGGCUCCUAUAACUACCUUAUCAGCCUUGCUGGCCUUGGCGACAUGAUGCAUCAGAGUUGUCAUUGGGCAUUGUUUAUUAAUUGGUCUCGGGGCAAAAUUUCAUCCCUUACAAUUACUGUUUCUUUAUACAGGCCUUCUUUCUGAAUGGCGCGACAAUCAGUAUUAUGAUGACAUUCUUCGUCGGCAUCGACCGGCUGAUUGGUGUUUCGAUGCCGACAACCUACCGACAACUCAAUUAUGCUCUGUACUUUUCGGUGAUUGGGACCAUAACGGGAGCGUUGUGUGCGUAUACGCUGUAUCUGGCGUGGAUGCAUGUUUAUACGCCGUAUGGAGGAGAGUAAGUCAAUGUAGUAAAUAAGAAAGGACAUUUGCACGGCAACCCAAAGUGUUUCCUGGCUCCUUUCGACACUUCGCCCAUUUUGUAUCGGUUGAAAUCAAACGAAAUGUCACAAAAGAAUUUUUUGUGGGAUUUUCCGACCGAAAAAUAUUUUUCUCGGAACUAUUUUGUAAUAUUUCUUUUGUCAAUUUUGACACUUCGUUUGAGCGAAACUCAAAAGUGGGCGGGAAACAUUUUUCUUCUAUUUCGGGUAGCCGUGAGUCGGCUCUGUGAAAAAUCAACUUGAAGAAGAUGAAGAUGAUUUGUACAAAUAGAUUCCAAAAAAAUAUGCUUGGCAAAAGCGAUCAUGGUCUUUUCAGAAUUUGGGAAAAAACUUUUUCUAUUUUGCAUGCUUUUGGCAUGAAAAUUUGACAUCGCUUUCCAGACCAGUCAUGUGCGUUAUAAUUGACGCGCUCGGAGGCGAGGCUCAGACUUUUUGGUUUGAUCUCUGCAUCACGGUCAACUUCUUGAGUGUGGUCAUCUACACUAUUGUCUGGAUCACAUUGAAAUUCAAAACCGGCACAUCUGAUGCCAUGAAAAAGGUCUUCAAGUCGCUUCUCGUUAUGAUGUGUUUUGUAUUCUUUGGCUGGAUGAUGAAUGCGUUCGUUAGAUCGAUUCUGUUGCCGUAUUGUGGAAUCCCGGUUAGCCAAUGGUUCUAUUAUUCGGAUUACUUUGGGUUGUGCGCCAACAUCGCCAGUACAUCAAACAUUUUUAUCCUCUACACCUUUAGGUAAGCAGUUUUGACACAGCAUAAAUCAUUGCAAGAGAACGUAAAUACCCUUAUAAACAUAUUUUAGCGCGGAAUACCGAGCAACCUUCGAGAAACUCUUGCCAUUCUUGGCGCGGAAGAAGUCUGGAAAAUUCAACAGUGAGCCAUCGAAGAUUUCCCCAGUUCCCAGCAAAACCGCUUUUUAA
Molecule: messenger RNA, 1608 nt
Organism: Bursaphelenchus xylophilus (pine wood nematode)
Lineage: Eukaryota; Metazoa; Nematoda; Chromadorea; Rhabditida; Aphelenchoididae
Source: the annotation of a GenBank genome assembly